Messenger RNA from Pisolithus orientalis, 2842 nucleotides. Its product is annotated as Cullin. Bases 49 to 2403 code for a protein of 784 amino acids. The transcript is spliced from 13 exons. Gene Ontology annotation, molecular function: ubiquitin protein ligase binding. Gene Ontology annotation, biological process: ubiquitin-dependent protein catabolic process; protein ubiquitination. NCBI's taxonomy places the organism in Eukaryota, Fungi, Basidiomycota, Agaricomycetes, Boletales, Pisolithaceae. The record is from RefSeq and is a predicted model, not a curated record. Gene Ontology annotation, cellular component: Cul3-RING ubiquitin ligase complex.
UGUGAAUCAAGAGAUGAUUGGAACAACGAACUAGGGGUGUCCCAAAGUAUGGCAGCUAACCGUCGCCCUCCGAAGCCGAAGAUUAAACCAGCCCGCAAGCACGACGAAUUUUUGCCAGAGGACACAUGGAACCGGCUGUCCAAGAACAUUCGCGAAAUACAUAUGCACAAUGCGUCCUCCCUCUCCUUCGAAGAGAAUUAUCGAUAUGCGUAUAACAUGGUCAUGUAUAAGAGCGGAUCCAUGCUCUACAAUGGCGUGCGCGAUCUAGUAGCCGAGAAUGUGGACAGGCUGGCCGAGGAGGAUAUCACUCCUUCCUUUCCGAAAGGGACGAGUAACGAUCCUGUACAACAAGGGCAGGAGAAUGAGUUGUUACUCAAGUCUUUGAGGCGCGUUUGGGAUGACCAUACUGGAAAUAUGUCCAAGCUUCGUGAUCUCCUCAAGUAUAUGGACCGCGCAUACACGAAGGCGAACAAUGUUCCUGAGAUAUGGGAUGCAGGAUUGGACAUAUUCCUAAAGCAUAUUAUUCGCCCUCCGAUACAAGACCACAUUUUAUCCGCGAUUGUCACUUUGAUUCAGAUUGAGAGGGACGGCUACGUCAUCAGUCGGUCUGCCGUUAAGGAAUGUGUCGACGUAUUCCUUCAACUCCACUCUGGACAACAAGAGAAUGAGACGGUGUACAAAAGAGAUGUGGAGCCAGCUGUUCUCCUGGCGAGCGAGAAAUUCUACAAGGCAGAGGCGGAGCGACUGCUCGCUACUUGUGAUGCACCGGAAUUCUUACGGAGAGUUGAGGUUCGCUUCCAGGCUGAAAAGUCAAGGACCGACCAUUAUCUUCAUUCUCAAACUGGGACCCCGCUCCGGAAAAUAUUGGAAGAGCAUCUUCUUAUCGAUAACUUGUCGACCGUGGUCGAAAUGCCUAACUCCGGUCUUGAUCCCAUGAUUGACCUGGAUAGAAUCGAAGAUCUCAAUCGUCUCUACAGAUUAUUCGACAUGGUUCUUCCUGGCCUCCCCACACUCAGGCGUGCACUCAAGGCCUCUGUGCUACGCAGAGGCAAGGAAAUCAAUCAGGCGUCUGCGUGUACAGAAGGUGGCGAGACCGCCGAGGCCGAGGCAGAAGCAGAAACCGGAAAAGCCAAUGGAAAAGCCAAGGGCCGUGCUGGUGGCCCGCCCCAAACUCUGAUACUUGCAUUGAAAUGGGUACAAGACGUAUUGGAUCUCAAGGACAAGUUUGACAAGUUGAGGAAAGAAGCUUUCCUUUCUAACCGGGAAAUUGAGAGUGCUCUGCAUGAGGCUUUCGAAGAUUUCAUCAAUCUGAACGACAAGGCUCCAGAGUACAUUUCCUUGUUUAUCGAUGAAAACCUUAAGAAGGGUCUCAAAGGUAAAACGGAUGUCGAGGUCGACAUAGUAUUGGACAAGACCAUCACCGUCUUCAGGUACCUCAUUGAGAAAGAUGCGUUCGAACGCUACUACAAGAACCAUUUGGCAAAACGCCUUCUGUACGGCAGAUCUGUUUCCGAUGAUGCGGAGCGAGGCAUGCUUGCUAAACUGAAGAUUGAGUGCGGAUACCAAUUCACCCAAAAGUUGGAAGGCAUGUUCCAAGAUAUGAAGAUAUCAUCAGACACCAUGCAGGCAUACCGAAAGCACCUAGAAAACACCACAGCGCCUGCGAUUGAAAUUUCCGUAACGGUGAUGACCUCGACGUUUUGGCCAAUGACGCAUUCUGGAGCCACAUGCGUGCUUCCCGAAAUAUUGACGAAGGCAUGCAAGUCCUUCGAGCAGUUUUAUCUAUCUCGCCACUCAGGUCGAAGACUAAAGUGGCAACCAUCCCUUGGCAACGCUGACGUUCGCGUCCAGUUUAAAGCUCGGAAACAUGACUUGAACGUAUCGACGUUCGGGUUGGUAAUACUACUUCUGUUUGAGAACCUCGGCGAGAAUGAUUUCUUGACGUACGAGGAAAUACAAUUGGCGACCUCGAUACCGUCUCCCGAACUCAAACGGCAUCUACAGUCGCUCGCCUGUGCCAAAUACAAAAUCUUGAAAAAACACCCGCCUGGUCGGGACGUACAAUCGUCGGAUUCCUUCUCUUUCAACAACGCCUUUACUUGCGCCAUGCAAAAGAUCAAAGUUAGCACGGUAUCUGCCAAUGUUGAAACGAUAGAAGAGCGGAAAGAAACGAGAGAACGCAUCGAUGAAGAGCGACACUACCAAAUUGAGGCGUGCCUCGUUCGCGUGAUGAAGGAUCGGAAACACAUGACGCAUAACGAUUUGGUAUUUGAGGUUACGAGGCAGCUUGCCUCUCGUUUCCAGCCGAAUCCGCAAGGCAUCAAGAAGUGUAUUGAGAAUUUGAUAGACCGAGAAUACCUGGAGCGCUGUGACGAUCGGAAAUCAUAUAACUACCUGGCAUAGCUUUAUAAGUUUGUAAUGUACACAUUUGUAUUCUACAUCUACCCGGAGCCGCAAUAUCCUUUGUUCCAUCAGGGCUAUGAUCAAACACCUGAAACACAGAAACGCGAGACGAACACAGAGAAAAGAGAGGUGGGUGGGCCGGAUGACGGAAGACUGUGCUAAGCUUGUGGGACAGACGAGAGACAGGUCAGGAGAGUAAGAAAAGGUAGCUACGGGAAACUCUGCCCGCAGGGGGCGGAGCAGCAAGGACAGGCGAUGUGACGACGCUGAUGACGCGUGGGCAAAGCCACCGGUGGCUAAGAGCUUCGCCGCAGAGGUAAAGGCCUCGUAGCAGCGGUCGCACCCAGUCGAUAAGUCUCGUGUGAGCAAAUUUAAACCCAAUAAAUGGAAGUGGUAGUACGAGUGGGUCAUUGUUAUCAUACUUGAUGAAAUACAUGCG